CCGGUUACCAAGGCAACGACUUUUGCGUCUCAAUAAUUUGAAACAUAGCAGUUAGAAUAGAUUAUAACAUGUUCGUUUGUGUGUUUUUUUCUCAUUACUUUAGUUUUAAAAGUCCACCCCUGCGUUCAUUGCUCUAAAACUAUUAAGUAGUUCAAAAACAACAUUUUAUUCACGUUUUAAGGUUUGUCUGGCUUUAUCAUCUCAUGUCUCUACGGAAGAUUUAUUUUUGAAAGUUGAAGAAGAAGUUUCCGAGAUGAAGUGUACUAUGACGUCAAGCAGCGGUUGCGAAGAAAGAGUUACAGUCAGGAGGACUGAAUGUGCGGAUGCCGAGGCCAUUGAACGCCUCAUCACCCCUGAAGCGCGGCAACUUUUUGGCCCAAUUAACGUCCUUCAACUCCUGGAGAAGGCCAACCUGGCAGUGACCUUGGCCAAUGAGGACGGCGACGUGGUGGCGCACGCCUCCUUCUUUGACCAUCCCACCGCAGCGCUGGUGGAUCCGCCUCACUGGGAAUCUUACCUGCACAAACACUUCAAAGCGGACGCCUUGACACCAUGGAACACGCUCUUCCUCCAUCUGUUUGUGUCCCAGACCUGCUUCUCCACUGCAAGCUUUCAGCACAUCAUCAGCGCUGUGUUCAACACCACUGCUGAGCUGGACUACGUGUGCCUGCUGAGCGCAACAUCUGUCUGCUUAGAAGCGGCCUUGGACAAGUUGUUGGAGCCCUUGCAGCGUCUGACUGAAGAAGAAGAAGAAGAAGAAGAAGCCGCUGUGCUGAAUUUGUUAGUGUGUCACAGGCAAAGACUCUGCCCAAGACUCUAUGUCCGGCCAGCAAGGGUGGAAGACCACGAUGACGUCAUGCACAUCGUGGCUCAGGAGACAAAAAUUCUGUCGGUCAUGCGCCGGCCGUACUUCCUGUCGGAGCUCAUCGAGGCCCAGGACGAGCGCAACCACGCUGCUGUGUGUGAGUGCGACGGCGUCAUCACGGGUUUCAUCAGCGUGACUGCGGAGGUGGAUGUAUGGCGACUGCAGGAACAUUUCAACCUGACUCACUAUGGCGGUUUGUGGAAAGCCAAGCAGGUUGACAGCGACGACACUGAUCCGCAUCCUGACAGCGCCAAGGAACCACCGCAAGAACCGUCACAAGAACCACCACAAGAACCGCUAGAAGAACAAGAUCCAGGAGGAGGAGAAGAAGAACCCCAGGAGGGGGAAGAGGAGGUUCUGUCUGCAACAUUUGAAGAACCCUCAGCAGUACCCAACACCUUCUGUAUCCAGUUCUUCUUCUCAGAGAAGAACUAUGAGAUAAGAUCACUCGACUUGAUUCCAUACAUAUUCCAACUCUUUCCGUAUCUGGACUUCUGCAUCAUCACCGUCCCGACGUUGUCUCCGGACUUCCCGCUCCUGCAGAACUUCCAGAGAGUUCCUCCACGACCCAGCAGCCUGUUGCCCUCUGACCUCUAUGUCCUGCACCGUGAUAGUCUGAGGAGCGUCAAAGUGCGACUGGCGACGGAGUCCGACAGGAACGGCGUGGCCGACCUGAUGGCCGACAUGAGACUGGGAGGAGACGCCCUGCUACAGGACCUGGACCUCAUCUUCAACAAUCAAAGUGAUGGGGCCGAACGUCCUCUGCAGGCCUUUGUGGCCGACGUGGAUGGGGCCAUGGUCGGGACGUUGAUCAUCAGCGACGAGAAGGACAUGGAGUACAUCCGGGCCCGCUACAACAUCGAGAACUUCAUCUACUUCAGCCAUCACGGCAGCCACGAGCAUGCUCAACUCCACCACUUUGUACUCCACCGCUGCUUCCAACACGUCAGUCGACAUUUCUUCAAAGAGACACUGCGGCUGGCCCGCAAGUCCAGCUUGUACCACCGCGUGUACCCGCUCGACUCGGGCCAAGAGAACUGCUGUGUGCAUCAUCUUGACUAUGUCCUGGACUGCGCCGUGCCCGUGCGCCCUCGCCGUCAAAUCAUCUACCCUCUCAUGGAGCUCGGCGCCAACGCACCUGCCAGGAGCAUCACCGACGAGCAGGCUCCGUUUGCGCUAAACCUCAUUAGCCGUAAACUGACCAUGGAGCCGAAGGUCACGGUCAACGCCAGGAUCGUCCUGGUGGGGGCGUCGGACACGGGCCUGUCCUUCCUCGAGGUCCUUUGUUUCUGCCCCCACCUGAGAUUCAACAACCUCACCCUCAUCUCGACACAUGGUUUCCCUGCCGACUGCAGCCUGACCGGCGCCAAUUUCCUGUCCACCAGCCACGCCUACAGCAGCAGAGACAUGGCGCAGCUGCCUCUGCGCUCCUGUGUGGCCGAGGUCGCUGCCAAGAUGGUCGCCAUCCAGAGGAAGUCGAAACACGUGGUGGUGUCCAGCGGCGCCAAGAUUCCCUACGAUUACCUCGUCCUCUGCACGGGCCUGCAGUACCAGGUGCCGUGUCCAAAGGAAAUGAAUCAAGACCAGCUCGACGCAAAUGACCAGAAGGAGGUGGCGUCCUUUCCCCCCAGGUACACCGGCACUGUACCCUCCAAUUUAUUCACCCUAAACGACCCACAUGACUGCAACACAGCUCGAUCCUGGCUGCUCAAAAACUUUGUGAGGAGUAAAGAUAACGUCAUUGUCUACGGAAAUGGCCUUGACGUCUUCACCACCGUGGAGAUGUUACUCCGGAUUGGAGUGCGCAGUUCCUGCAUCUACCUGGUGCUGACUCCUCCUCAGCGUGCCUUGGCCAAUGAUUUGUCUCCUGCAAGUGAUGUCACCAACGACCCAACUGCUGAGGAUGAUGUCACCCAGGAGCCGCCUCGUGAGAUUGAUGUCACAAAUGAAUUGCCUUCUGAAAGUGAUGUAACAAAUGAACCACCUCCUGAAUGUUAUGUCACUAAUGACCUGCCUCCUGGGUGUGAUGUCACCCAUGAUUUGCCUCAUGAGGUUGACAACAUCAAGGCUUCACCGUCUGAGAUUGACAACACCGAUGAUUCGCUUCCUGAGAUUGAUGACACCAAUGAUUCGCCUUGUGAAAGUGACAUCACCAAUGACCCGCCUCUUGAGCAUGAUGUCACCAAUAAUUCGCCUCCUGAAAGUGAUGUCACCAAUGACCAGGUUCCUGAGAGUGAUGUCACCAAUGACCUACCCCCUGAAAGUGACGUCACCAAUGAUUCACCUCCUGCAAGCGACGUUACUGAUCCACCCCCUGAGAUUGACAUCACUAAUGAUUUGACUUCUGAAAGUGAUAUCAUUAACGAUGCGCCUCCUGACAUUGACGACAUCAAUGAUUUACCUCGUGAAAGUGACAUCACCAUUGAUUCAUCUCAUGAAAAUGACACCACCAGUGAUGCACCUCCUGAGAUUGAUGUCACCAAUGAUGCGCCUCCUGAAAGUGACGUCACCAGCGAUGUGCCUCCUGAGAUUGACGACACCAAUGAUUCGCCUCGUGAGGUUGACGACACCAAUAACUCACCUCCUGAGGUUGACAUCACCAAUGAUUUGGCUACUGAGAUUGACAUCACCGAUGAUUUGCCUCAUGAGGUUGACGACACCAAUGAUUCGCCAUCUGAGGUUGAUGACACAGAUGACUGGCCUCCUGAGAUUGACGACACCAAUGAUUCGCCUUGUGAGGUUGAUGUCACCAAUGAUUCGCCUCGUGAAAGUGAGGUCACUAAUGAGUCACCUCCUGAAAGUGACAUCAUCAAUGAGUCGCCUCCUCAAAGUGAUGUCACCAACAAUUCACCUCCUGAGAUUUACUCCUCCAACGAUUCGCCUCCUCAAAUUGACGUCACCAACGACCCGGUUCCUGAGAAUGGCACUUCUACAGACCUGCUUCCCAAUAGCACCGUCACCAACGAACCACCGUCUGAAACCAGCGUGCUCAAUGACCCACUUCCCGAAAGUCUCUUCUCUGAUGAGUCACCUACUGAGCCCAGCGGUUUGUACUUUUCCGAUGUGGGGGUGGAGAGCGCGGUGAUGGCGGCCAUGAAGAAGUCUCAGCUCAACGUCUACCAUGACUGCCUACUGAUGCAGAUGAACAACGGCGCCCAUCCUGAUCCUCUCACGUCCGUUUCCUUCAGCACCUCCUCAGAACCACUCCAUCUGCCGUGCGGUGUUUUCAUCAACCUGUCCAGCCGAGGAGUAGACUACGACGCCUUUAGGAGCAUCAACAGCUCCUUCCUGGUGUUCGACGGCCGGCUGGUCAUUGACAGCGCCUUUCGAACCAACGACGCCGCCAUCUGGGGUGCCGGCCCGCUAACCAAGUUCUCCCGCGCUUACUACAGCGACGAGUGGUCACAUGCCAACUUCAACUCCAAGGAGGUGGGCCAGGACCUGGCAGCCGUGUUGCUGACGCAUUUUGACCCCACGCUGGAGGCCCCCCGCGAGACGGUGGCCGCCGGGAACCGCCUCGUUCCCAUUUACAAGCAGCCCAAAAUCCAAGGUGGCAAUUUACCAGGACGAUUAAACUAUCUUCACGUGACCAAACCGGUCGCCAGCAGCCCGCGCGGACCUUCUGUGGGACAUGCCCGACGUAUUGCGACAGGCAGCCCGGAGAAUGGGGACUACUUCUGCUUGCAUCUGGACCGCAACCAAGUGGUGGAGACCGUCACCUGUUUGUCCUUUAAGCCACUCCCUGUACACAACCUGAUGUGUCUGUAUGCCAAACACCAGCAACUCCUUGGACAACUGCUGGUUAGACUGCACCUGCAGCAGAUACACGACCUCUACAGCUUCUUCAGCCAGAGCUGGUGUUUGGCCAUCUUUCACGAUCGUUUCUCCGACUUCGAGGAGGAGAUUCUUCAGCUCACCUCGAACGACGCUACGGUUGAUGGAGAGGAGCCUUGGGGCAGCGCCCCUCAGGACGUGAUAAAGGAUCCCGCCAGCAGAGCGGCACUGAGGAGCAACGCGGCCAAAUAUUUGUCUUUCAACCGCAACCUGCUGCCCAUGUUCACUUGCCCAGAUGACUUGUGACGUCAACGUCAUCACAGAUGACAUCAUGAUCAUCACAGGUGACCAUGGGUGGCAAAAGUACUCACACCCUUAAAUAGCGUACAGAUACGUUACAAUUGAUUGUCGUGGCAAUUAGCCGUCACCUUGUGUAGUGGAGUAAUAUUGUUUUGAUUUUAAUCGUUGUUUAAAUUGCUCCAAAGAAGUUUCAUCAUAAAUCGACUCCAUGCCUAGUGAUGAUUUUUUUUUAAUACGUUUUAACAAUAAUCUUGCUUUUAAGUAGGGCUGCAAAUAACGAUUGUAAAUAAUCGGUUAAUUUGUCAAUUACUUUUUCGAUUAAUCGAUCAAUUGGAUAAAAAAAAUAUUAAUUUCCAUGUGAAAAUGCAACAGUAUAGGACAGCAAUAUAAGGGAUCAAAGCAACUUGAACACAGCAGUGUUUGGAAACUCAAGCAAGAUGUUUUUUGUUUUGUUUUGUGUCUGAAAGGUUGUCAUUUUGGAGCAGGUGGAAUUCUGCCUGGCAGCGACGAUAAAAUAAAAUAAUAAAUAAAAUAAAAAUAUGACUAAGUACAGCCACUUUAUAGUACAUUACUUUGUCCACAUCGGCUAUGGUGUGAAUUUGUUGUUGACCAUUUGCACCCCAUUGGGCCUAACAAAAAGUGACAUCCUCAUUAUCAUCAUGUGUGUCAAAAUAUUUCCAUGUGACACUGGUCUGUGGUGCACAAGAGGUUGGGCCUGCUGGUGGAAGGCUUUUACAAAUUUAAAGGUCCUGUAUUUUGCCAAACCAACUUUUUCUAGUAUUUGGGAUGUAAUAUUGUCUCAGUGGUGCCUCAGUAAACAUGUGAAAUAUGAAUUAAAAUCAUCCUCGCAUCCCUGAGCUCCAAACGUUUUUCUGCCGGGAGGCCUGCAAUCAGGUAAUUCAAAUUUCUCAAGCUUAUGUACGUCACAAGCGAAGAUCUCAGCCUACGUCUCCACUCCCGAGCCAGAGCUGACUACAGCCAUCCAUCCCUUUUUUCUACCGCUUCUCCUCACUAGGAGCCUAUCUCAGGUAUCUUCAGGCGAGAGGUGGGGUACACCCUGCAACACCCGGCAACUGGUUGCCAGCCAAUCACAGGGCACAUAGAAACAAACAACCAUUUGCACCCACAUUCACACCUACGGGCAAUUUAGAGUUGCCAAUUAACUUACCACGCAUGUUUUUGGGAUGUGGGAGGAAACCGGAGUGCCCGGAGAAAAGCCACGCAGGCACAGGGAGAACAUGCAAACUCCACACAGGCGGGGCUCGGAUUUGAACCCCAGUCCUCAGAACUGCGAGGCAGAUGUGCUAACCAAUCGUCCACCGUGCCGCCUGGGUGACUACAGUGCCAGUGAAUAACCCCUCUUUGGUGUUACUGUACACACAGUGGGUGUGUCGCAAGUCUGGAUGGGAGAAUCUGCGUAAAUGGAAAAGCGGGCAAAAAAAGGACUUCCGCUCGAACGGGAGAAUGUGGCCCAAUGUAAUAAGAAGAUCUUGAAAGUAGAUUAUUAUUCUCUUUUUACAUUACCACAAGUCAUGAUGGGUUUACUUUACAGCUGUAUGUUAAUGAGGCUCACAGACACACGCACACAUACACAAAGCAAUGCAACCAGCUGGUGUGACGACAAGUCAUAUUGUCAAAUAUCAUCACACAUAGUUAGCAUCACAAUGUGCUGAAACAUACAAAUAGCUUUUAUUGUUAUUAUUGUUGUUAUUUUUAUUAUUAACAAGAUUUAGCUUGGAAGAAGGUAGAUUUUAUUAAGAAAUUUAAUCAUGUUUAUUUGAAAGGUUUGAAUUGUCAAUUAUCAUUUAAAAUCCGUCUUUAUGUGUGCGUGCGUGUGCACGUGUGUGUGUGUGUCAGACACACAUGCAUAAUGAAUGAAGAUGGCGGCUGCUUUGCAUCACAAUGACUUCACUGGUGUGAAAAGGAAACAGCAAAACGGGUCAGGGGUCACGUGGGUUGGGGAGGCGUGUUUUUUUUGUGUGACAUUUGUCUUAAAAUUACAAUUUAGAAAACCAGUUUUCUUUAAGUUCUGUGUCAUGUGGUGUUCAUUUCGUUUCAAUUGAGAAAACUGAUUGAUAAUACAAAUUGAGUUGAGUAAGUUACAAGCUUGGUGACUGAACGAAUUAAACCCAUAAAUCAACGGUAGGCCUACCACUGUAUUGUGAUGAAGCUGAGGCACGUGUGUGUCUACAGAAAGUCAUUGAAGCGUAACAGCAGGCUGCUGGCGUGUGCCCGGGUCGACAUCAUGGGAGAGGGGGGCAGAAGAGUACAGGGGGGGGGGGUUCUCAGGAGGAGGAGGCAGUGUGUGUGUCACCUCCUCACACACAUAAAAGCCCUCAGGUACAUCUGCUUUGCAAUCUGCCUCUCCCUCCUUCAUCAUCCUCACAGUCUAAAUCCAAGAGGGAGAAUGAGUGGGGCGGGGGGUAACCUCCCUGUGAUUGGUUGCUGA
Molecule: messenger RNA, 7388 nt
Organism: Phyllopteryx taeniolatus (common seadragon)
Lineage: Eukaryota; Metazoa; Chordata; Actinopteri; Syngnathiformes; Syngnathidae
Gene: cfap61
Product: cilia and flagella associated protein 61
Exons: 24
Coding region: 254-4945 (1563 amino acids)
Source: RefSeq, a predicted model, not a curated record